This is a messenger RNA of Triplophysa dalaica, 1851 nucleotides long. It is a transcript of the gene septin8b, whose product is annotated as septin 8b. Gene Ontology annotation, cellular component: cell division site; septin ring; septin complex. Lineage: Eukaryota; Metazoa; Chordata; Actinopteri; Cypriniformes; Nemacheilidae. Gene Ontology annotation, biological process: cytoskeleton-dependent cytokinesis. The record is from RefSeq and is a predicted model, not a curated record. The transcript is spliced from 10 exons. Bases 146 to 1417 code for a protein of 423 amino acids. Gene Ontology annotation, molecular function: GTPase activity; GTP binding; molecular adaptor activity.
AGAGAGAGAGAGAGAGAGAGACAGAGAGAGAGAGACAGAGAGCGAGAGACAGAGAGAGAGAGAGAGAGAGAGAGAGAGAGAGAGAAAGAGAGAGAGAGAGCUCCAUAAAUGAAACCAUAUCGUCAGUACUAUCGUAUGUAUCUGCAUGGCGGACACGGAUGUAACUAUAAACCCAGGUGAGGAGAUGAGGUCUCUCUCUCUCAGCGGUCAUGUUGGUUUUGACAGUCUACCUGAUCAGCUGGUGAGUAAAACAGUUAGCCAGGGAUUCAGCUUCAACAUUCUCUGUGUAGGUGAAACCGGAAUCGGCAAGUCAACUUUGAUGAACACCCUAUUCAACACUACUUUUGAGAACGAAGAGGUCAGCCAUUUCCAGGACGGCGUGUACUUACGGCCUAGAACGUAUAACCUGCAGGAAAGCAACGUGGAUUUAAAGCUGACCAUUGUGGACACUGCGGGAUUUGGGGACCAGGUUAAUAAAGAAGAGAGUUAUAAACCAGUUGUGGACUACAUUGACGCGCAGUUUGAACGUUUCCUAGAGGAGGAACUUAAAAUCAAACGUUCUCUUCACGACUAUCAAGAUUCGCGCAUCCACAUCUGCCUCUACUUCAUUUCUCCUACCGGGCACUCUUUGAAAUCUCUAGAUUUGGUCACUAUGAAGAAACUAGAUAGUAAGGUCAACAUUAUCCCCAUCAUCGCAAAGGCAGACACUGUUUCCAAAAGUGAACUUCAAAAAUUCAAGCUCAAGAUCAUGAGUGAACUGGUCAACAACGGCGUUCAGAUAUACCAGUUUCCAACAGACGAUGAAGCCGUUGCGGAAAUCAACUCUUCUAUGAAUGCACAUCUGCCGUUUGCUGUGGUUGGAAGCAGUGAAGAUGUUAAAGUUGGAAGCAAAAUGGUGCGAGCCAGACAGUACCCAUGGGGAGUGGUUCAAGUGGAGAACGAGAGUCACUGUGAUUUUGUGAAGCUCCGAGAGAUGCUAAUUCGUGUCAACAUGUUGGACCUGAGGGAACAGACCCAUGCCAGACACUAUGAGCUGUACCGUCGCUGCAAACUAGAGGAGAUGGGCUUCAAAGAUACAGACGGUGACAACGAGCCUUUCAGUCUGCAGGAGACAUAUGUGGCCAAGAGGAAAGAAUUUAUCGGGGAGCUACAACACAAAGAAGAGCAGAUGAGACAGAUGUUUGUCAACAAAGUUAAAGAGACAGAGGCGGAGCUUAAGGAGAAAGAGAGAGAGCUUCAUGAAAGGUUUGAGAUGCUAAAACGUACUCAUCAGGAAGAAAAGAGGAAUCUGGAGGAGAAGCGCAGAGAUUUAGAAGAUGAGGUAAACGCCUUCAACAGGAGGCAAGUGGCUGCAGAAACCCUACAGUCUCUUCAAGGUUCCUCGACCUCUAAAAAAGACAAAGACAAGAAAACUUGAUUGGACACCCAAAGGAAAUAUCAGUAUUCAGUAACUAACUACAAUAUGUAAUUGACCAGUUAUGUACCAGACGCACCAGCUUUUUAUAUGUUAAAGAAGACUUAUACUAGUUACUACACCCUUAUCUUAGAUUACAUUACACUUCUUAAAACAUGAAAUGCCAGUGAGGAACAAUAGUUGCAAAUGAAAAGCAUAAUUUAAGAGAAAUUAAAAAAAUUGCUACUAAUAGCUGUAUGGUAACUGGACUGCAAUUCUAAAUGUGUUGUAGAUAUGCGUACAUGAAUAUACUUUUCUCUAAACAGUCUAACUAGUUUACAAAGUAUUUUGCAUAUUAACUAGAAUUGUGUCACAGUUUUUUCAAAUUUAAAACUGUCCUGUUUUUUUUGGCUUUUUAUCCAUAUGUAUAUUUUGAAAUAAAAAUGACUUCCUAAUUA